AUGGGCCUCGGGAUGUUCGAGAUCGGUCCCAAUGAGGUCAUGUUCAACACCGCCGACGACAGUUGGCGUGGCCGGGUGUACUUCCGCACCUACUGCACCACCGACAACCACGGAAUCGUCUCGUGCCUCACCGCCGACUGCGGCUCCGGCGAGCAGUCGUGCGAGGGGAAGGCGGCCAAGGCGCCCGUCACCCUCCUCGACUUCCUCAACUUCAGCGGCAACGACACCCAGUACACCUACGACAUCAGCCUCAUGCACGGCUUCAACGUGCCCGCCAUGGUGUACCCGCAGAACUCAUCGUGCCAGCCGACGGGGUGCCCGGGCGACAUCAACGCCAUCUGCCCCGACGAUCUCCGUGUGAAGGACUCCGCGGGGAAAACCAUCGCCUGCAAGAGCGCGUGCGACGCAUACCAAGACCCGAAGCUGUGCUGCAUCAACGAGUACGGGAGCCGCGCCAAGUGCCAGCCUUCGUCGCAGGCGAAGGUGUUCAUGCAGGCAUGCCCUUUGGCGCACACUUGGACUUACGACGGCAGGGCCUUCGCUUGCUCGGGGUCGGACUUCAACAUCACACUGUGCCCCACGGCUUAG
Musa acuminata AAA Group (dessert banana) is the source of this 588-nucleotide messenger RNA. Its product is annotated as thaumatin-like protein 1b. Bases 1 to 588 code for a protein of 195 amino acids. The record is from RefSeq and is a predicted model, not a curated record. Gene Ontology annotation, cellular component: extracellular region. Gene Ontology annotation, biological process: defense response. The transcript has a single exon. NCBI's taxonomy places the organism in Eukaryota, Viridiplantae, Streptophyta, Magnoliopsida, Zingiberales, Musaceae.